CUGGGACAGAGGCAAAAACCCAGCCCCAACACUCACUCCCUGCUCCCAGUGUGUUAUUGUCAGACACACCCGUGCUGGUGGGGUCUGUGUCUCAUGACUUUUGCGGUCGCCCAGGGCCCUGGUCUGAUUUCUGGGCAGGAUAAACAUCUCAGCCACACCGGAGUCACUGCUGCUUUGGGCAGGCAGGGAGUGUGGAUGGGCCAAAGAGAUCAGCCUCUGCCUGCCUGUCCCUGGGGGCUGCUGCAGGAGUCCAGGGCAGGUCAUUAUUUUUAGGUGAUGCCAUCAGAGGGCUCCUGCUGUUCCUAAGGGAGAGGGGUUUACACGGCAGUGUGGAGAAAUCCCCCAAAGUGGCCCCUUUAGUUCUGCUUUUUACCUAGCAUUUGGAUAAGAGAUACUGUUACUGGGAGUGUCUGAAGAGUCUGGGGUGGAAUCGGGGGGUGACAUGGACUGAAGCCCCUUCUGUAAUGUUCCCAAUCACCCCGACAGGCUGAAGAAUCACGUCCACAUUUCGCUCCAGAUGGGCCCGUCUUCCAGGAAACAGGGAAGGGAAAUGUCUGUGAUGGAGCCAGCUCAGAUGCCGGUGACCUUCGAGGAGGUGGCUGUGUAUUUCACCCAGAGGCAGGGGGCUCUGCUUCACCCCGCUCAGAGAGCCCUCUACAGGCAUGUCAUGCAGGAGAACUACGAGAUGGUGACCUCGUUGGGAUUCCCCCUUCCCAAACCUGAGCUGAUCGCCCGGCUGGAACGAGGGGAAGAGCCAUGGGUGCCCGAUCUCUGGGACUGCAAUGAAAGAAGGCUUCCGAGAUACACCCUUACAGGUGUGGACUGACACAGAAACCAUCUAGGGAAUGAAGGAAGAAGUUGAGAAUCCCAAAAUAUGGUCAGGUGCUGAGCGAGGGAGUGAGAAUGAGGAGGGGAAUCAUCAUGAGGAAGUUCCCGGGGAAGUGGAACUGCAGGGAACCUUUGUGGGAACAGCUGAAGGGAAUUUUUCCCAGUGCUUGGAGCAGGAAAAGGCCUGGGGAAACUGGCACAGGUCAGAGAGGCUUCUGGAAAACCACCCAGGGAAGAGAGUGGAUGAAUCUAUUACCGGGGGGGCAGGAGACAAGGAUCCGAGAGCACAGCAAACAAAUCCCAAGGAAGAGACACCCGGGCACUACCCUCAGUGUGGGAAAGAAUACAUUGUGAGAUCACAGCUUGUGACACAUUGGACAACCUGUGCUGGAGAGAAACCCUUUCAAUGCUUGGAUGAUGGGGAAAUCUUCAAUAAGCUCUCAGAUCUUAAUAACCAUGGGAGCAGCCACACUGGAGAGAAAACCUGUCAAUCCCUCGAGUGGGGGAAAUGUUUCAUUUCGAAGACACAAAUAAUUAGACAUCAGGCAAUCCACACAGGAGAUAGACCCCAUAAGUGCUUGGACUGUGGGAAAAGGUUCAUUCAAAGGUCAGAUCUUAUUCAACAUCAGAGAAUCCACCCAGGAGAGAGACCUCACAAGUGCCUGAACUGUGGAAAAAGUUUUGUAUGGAGGUCAGACCUUGUUAAACAUCAGGUAUUCCACACAGGAGAGAGACCCCAUAAAUGUUUAGAUUGUGGAAAAAGAUUCAUACGGAGGUCAGACUUUGUUAAACAUCAGUCAAACCACACAGGAGAGAGACCACACAGGUGUUUAUUCUGUGGAAAAGGUUUCAGAUGGAGGUCACGCCUUCUUAAACACCAGAGAAUCCACACAGGAGAGAGACCUCACAAGUGUUUAGACUGUGUGGAAAUUUCACUUCUAAACUUCUCUGAUGCAGGGACAGAAGGUGUUAAGGAAAUUGCAUGUAAUUGACCUAGAAUCAAGCUUUAGAGACAUGUUAGAAAAGUGUGUACUCAUUAGAUCAGGGGUAGGCAACCUA
Chrysemys picta bellii (western painted turtle) is the source of this 1887-nucleotide messenger RNA. The record is from RefSeq and is a predicted model, not a curated record. Lineage: Eukaryota; Metazoa; Chordata; Testudines; Emydidae.